AUGGCUCACGAAUCUGUUUGGUUUUCCCACCCAAGAAACUUUGGUAAAGGUUCAAGACAAUGUCGUGUCUGUUCCUCCCACUCCGGUUUAAUUAGAAAAUACGAUUUAAACAUCUGUCGUCAAUGUUUCAGAGAAAGAGCCUCUGACAUUGGUUUCAACAAAUUCCGUUAA
Debaryomyces hansenii CBS767 is the source of this 171-nucleotide messenger RNA. Its product is annotated as 40S ribosomal protein uS14. Gene Ontology annotation, biological process: translation. The record is from RefSeq and is a predicted model, not a curated record. NCBI's taxonomy places the organism in Eukaryota, Fungi, Ascomycota, Pichiomycetes, Serinales, Debaryomycetaceae. The transcript has a single exon. Gene Ontology annotation, molecular function: zinc ion binding; structural constituent of ribosome. Gene Ontology annotation, cellular component: cytosolic small ribosomal subunit; ribosome. Bases 1 to 171 code for a protein of 56 amino acids.